This is a messenger RNA of Paraphaeosphaeria sporulosa, 871 nucleotides long. RefSeq lists its product as uncharacterized. The coding region runs from base 128 to 784 and encodes 218 amino acids. The transcript has a single exon. The record is from RefSeq and is a predicted model, not a curated record. NCBI's taxonomy places the organism in Eukaryota, Fungi, Ascomycota, Dothideomycetes, Pleosporales, Didymosphaeriaceae.
AUCACGAAUGACUUGGGCUUGCAUGUCGACAUGGCUGUCUUUUGAAACGGCAACUUGAGUAUACCCCGGCUUAGAGGUGCCCCUUUGGAUGAAUGGCUUGGAUAGGCGUCUUGGGUAAUACAUUGUUAUGGUUUUCUAUUCUUAUCGCUGCAUGCUGGGUCUCGUCUCGCAACUGACCACAUUGUUCUUUAUCUCCCAGCUCCAUUCACCCUUACGUCCCACAAGGAAGCACUGGCUAUUGCUACACACGAUCCGCUCCUCAAGCCUACACCACCACCUUGCCAAAGCACCCUCAUCCUCAACCAUGUCUCCGCGUGAAGUAGAACAUUCCACACCUCUCCUCAAACUGCUCCAGAAUUACAACAGAACGCGGUCCACGCGCAUACCCGGCAACUUGCCUCGGCCAGCACAGAUACCACGUCUGUGCCUUCCACCGCUCAACCCUCCUCCCUUCAACGUAUCACAACAUCUACUUCAAGGUCCCCAGCUCUCAUCAAGCACUACGCACGCUUCCUCCAAACUCCAGACACGUCUGCAUAGCGCACCAGCAUCUAAACCGACACCGAGAAAGCGGACCCCGGUGCAGAUAGCGCUCGAGCGCGCGGCGAUACAGGGGUACCAUCUUGGGACGCCGGACAAGCGGAUCGCUGUGUUGGAGAGGGAGGUGCGGUGUUUGAGGGAGGCCAUGAAGCGGCCGAAGCAGAGUGUGGGUGUCUGGGGGAAGAAAAGGGAGAAGGCGAGUGUGGGGAAGCGAGGGCAUGUACGCGCGUGGCGGGAUAGGUGAUUAUCAUCGGGGAAGUGGCUUAGACAUCGGGUGGAAUUUGUAUUUGGAUUUGUCUUGCCCGUGUAUAUGCUUGCGAGACCUUUGGCU